GAUAGGGUUUAUACUUUAUAACCCGAGCGGAGUUCCGCUCCUGUAAGCGUUUCGUCUUCUCCUCUCCGUUGCCGCCAAGGUCCCAGCUCGGAGCGCCGAAGAGGAGGAGCGCCAUGGCCUUUGUGAAAACCCUGAAGACUAGGGCUUACUCCAAGCGUUUUCAAGUGAAGUUUAAGAGAAGACGACAGGGAAAGACUGAUUAUCGUGCAAGGAUUCGACUGAUAAAUCAGGACAAGAAUAAAUAUAACACACCGAAGUAUCGAUUUGUUGUUCGAUUUUCGAACAAAGAUAUUGUUGCACAAAUAAUAUCUGCAAGUAUUGCUGGUGAUUUGGUCCUUGCAGCAGCUUAUUCCCAUGAACUUCCUCGAUAUGGGCUUGAAGUGGGUCUCACCAAUUAUGCUGCAGCUUAUUGUACUGGGCUUCUCCUUGCUCGCCGUGUUCUGAAGAUGCUUGAAAUGGAUGAGGAAUAUGAGGGAAAUGUGGAGGCUACUGGUGAAGAUUUUUCUGUUGAACCUGCUGAGAGCAGGAGGCCCUUCCGUGCUCUCCUUGAUGUUGGCCUUGUCAGAACAACAACAGGCAAUCGUGUAUUUGGUUGUCUUAAGGGAGCAUUAGAUGGUGGUCUGGAUAUCCCUCACAGUGAUAAGAGGUUUGCUGGUUUCAAUAAGGAUGGAAAACAACUUGAUGCAGAGGUUCACAGAAAAUACAUUUUUGGUGGUCAUGUUGCUUCUUACAUGAGGAUUCUGAUGGAGGAUGAGCCAGAGAAGUACCAGACUCAUUUCAGUGAAUAUAUUCAAAGGGGUAUUGAGCCUGAUGACCUGGAAGGGCUAUACAAGAAAGUGCAUGCUGCCAUUCGAGCAGAUGCAACAAUGGCGAAAUCCACUAAGGAGCCUCCAAAGGAGCACAAGAGAUAUAACUUGAAGAAGCUAACUUAUGAGGAGAGGAAGGCCAGACUCAUUGAGCGAUUGAACGCCCUCAAUGCAAGCACCCACGAUGACGCUGAUGAAGAUGAAGAUGAAGAUGACGAUGAGUGAAAGUUUAGCAGGGUUUAGGCUUUAGAUUUGUCAAUCUGUAUUACUUUAUUAUGGUUUUCUGCACUUCAGCCAACUUGGAAAACCCUAAUUACUGAAUUUUUGUUUAUGAUGUCAGACAGUUUUCUCAGAUUUUGGCUUUUCAAAAAGGAGAAUUUUAAUUUUUGUUCUGAGGU
Messenger RNA from Phoenix dactylifera (date palm), 1204 nucleotides. Its product is annotated as large ribosomal subunit protein uL18-like. Gene Ontology annotation, molecular function: 5S rRNA binding; structural constituent of ribosome. NCBI's taxonomy places the organism in Eukaryota, Viridiplantae, Streptophyta, Magnoliopsida, Arecales, Arecaceae. Gene Ontology annotation, cellular component: cytosolic large ribosomal subunit; ribosome. The record is from RefSeq and is a predicted model, not a curated record. Gene Ontology annotation, biological process: translation; ribosomal large subunit assembly.